GUUCAUUGGUUUCUGAAGCCAGGACAUAGUGCUGCUUUUGCUCAAGUGAUUACGCAGAUUUAAAAUUGAAUGUAUUAGUCUGAUGUUCGUAUUUGUAUUACAUUGCUGUUAGUUCGUCGUUGAAGUUGAUCGCGACUUUAGAUAUGUGGUCAAAGAGGAUAAUGUCGAAUCACAGUAGGCCUCAGAGGCGCCGGGAGUGGGACCCGAUGAGAGACGAUUUUAACGAACACACGUAUGACGUGCAAUACGCCGACGAUAAUGCCGGGGAACAAGUGCAGCUUGACCACACGAAGCUGUACAUAAUCAACAUACCGAGAGGUCUGAGCGAGGACGGCAUCCGCGCCGCCUUCUUGAAGCACGGAAAAGUUUUAAGCGCCCGCUUGAGCAAAAAUCCUAACAAGAGAUUCGCCAUAGUGCAAUUCGAGACUGCUAGUGAAGCCAAACUGGCCAUGAUGAAAAUGAACGGCUCCGAACCUCUGAACCUGAAGAUAUCCAUAGCUCAUAAGACGAUUCGGAAAACGCAACAUGAUAAUAAAGACAGGAAUUACAGCACGUCACGAAAUGGUCAUUGUAGUAGAGAUGAAGCAUCCAGUAUAAGCAGCAAGGGAUGGAAUAUGAGGAAUCUGGACGAUGUCAUGAACAAUGAUGAAAUUGACGAAAUUGAUGACAUGAUUCAUGAGGAUCACGAUGACAACCUUGACUUGGAGCUGGACAUGCUCACGCUGAAACAGCUGAAGAUCAAAGAGGAGCAGCUCAUGUGUAAGCGCAGAUUGCUCCUGCGACAUGCUGAGAAGAGACAGGUGGCUCCGCAUUCGUCUGCCGGUAGAUCCGUCUUGCCCGACGGUCGCAUCGUCGUGAGGAACAACGCCAAUGAAACGGAUUCUGCUGAGGUUGAACCUUCAUUCGCUGGAGCCGGUUCAGAAUCGAGCGAGACCCUAUGCUCCUGCCUGACGAAGACAUGCGAUCGAGCUUCCGUAAGCAGUGCGUCCACGACUGCAUGCGAUAAAUGCGCCGGCGCUGACAAAGCUAAGUCUACGAUCCAUAAUAAAACCGAUAUAAGGUCUUCCGACAGUAGAGCGCCGUUGACGGAUCCGUCGAGUCAGUUUGACAGAUGUCACUUUGACAGGUGUCACUUUGACAUUUGCGAUCUGGAUGACUCAGACUCCGAAACCACUGGGCUGAUACAGCUUAGGAGCACUGAUUACGCGGGCGCGGUCGAGAAGCGCUUGAAGGUCGUAAUAGCUUUCGAAGGAUACCCCAAGUCCAGUAUUCGGCUCCGGCAAAUGGAAUUGUUUCAGCGAUGUCUGAACACCAUUAUAGAGAUGCAGCUACACAAUGGUCUGCUUAAGGAGACGCCGUCUUUUGUAGAUUAUUACUUGAAUCGAGGUGCUAUAGUAGUGGUGUGCAAAGAUUUGGAGACUAGAAAUUGGAUCGUACGCGUUUUACCGGGUCUAGAAGAGAGGAUGAAGGAAAAGAUUGUCUUUCUGAAUUCGACCGUGAAACGCGUCUAUUUGGCUGUCAUGAAGAUACCUCGUACGUGCUGGCCCAUGAAAGCGAGAGAUGUCUUCAAAUUGCUGCAAUACUUCAAUCCGAAAUUGAAAACUGUUUUGUGGAAAAUUUACAGCCAGAAAGUAAUGAACGGUGUUGAAGUCACCUCGUUUAUCAUGGACAGGGUAUCCGGGGAGAUAGUCAGAGGCUAUUCAUUCAACAAUGUUAUAGAUUAUUCUCAGAUGGAAUUCGACAUGAUCGGUCAAAGAGAAAUAUACUUUGAGCCCUUAUCCGGUUUAGACGAGGAUAUCAGUAGUGUCGCGUCUAGAGUAAAACUCUUGGCAGAAAUCAAAUCAGCUGAAUCGACCCCGAAAACUUCUCAAAUCAGUUUGAUUAAUAGAGCUGUUGACGUGGAAAAAGUAUUAAAAGUCAUCGAGGCUAAUGAAAAUGAAGAGAAAGAAUUCAAGUUUAAUUUUCACGAUCCGAACGAAGACCCAGAGAGUUCUUUCCAACAAAAAGUCUUAGAUAAACUAAAGGAUGUCCAGUACGUGGGAGAGGAUCGUGAAGUCUUCGUUUGGUCGAAAGACCUUGGCGGCGUCGAGGAUGCGUCGAAUGACGGCUUCAUCUCCGACAGCAGCAAUGUCACGUCUGCGCCCUUAUCAUAUAUGUCUGAGGGUACUGAUCUCCGAGAGAAUCUGUACGUGGACAGCAGUAAAGGGAAACCUUAUUACAGGAGAACAAAUUAUCUACACGUCGAACCGGAGUUGAAAGUAGCUGUGACGCUUGAAGGAUACCCGACAGACAAACUAGAAGCUCCCCAUAUGAAACUUAUGAAACGGGCCUUCAAAGACUUUGUGCAUAAAGACGCGAAAAUGAAGAGAUUCGAUUGUUUGAUGCAACCGCAUUUUCACGAUGUGUACCUAGCCAACGGUGCUUUGAUUUACAUAUGCAAUUGUAUAGAGAGUAAAGAUUAUCUGCUAGAGGUUCUGCCCAAAUUGAUAUUAGCUACCGGCUUAAGGUUGUCCGUGAGGGAUAUAAAAGAUCUUGUAAGAUACACUAGAGUCGUGUUUCGGUUGCCCAAAGAGAUCGCUCAUAAGGCUUCGGAAGAAGUGUUGAACGCUUUGAAAAAAUCUUAUUCUGGCUUAAAAAUUGAAUGCUGGAAGUAUUACUCUAGCGUUAUUGGUAAACAGAGACGGGAGUUCGGCUUGGAUCCGGAAUCGUUAUUAAUUAUAAAAAGUCCAGAGUUCAAACCUACGUAUGAAGGUCACAUUUUAGAAUUCAGAAUAAUCGACCGUACCCAAAAAUAUCUAAAGGAAUGCGAGAGAGCUUGCGUGAAAACCGAAGAAACUUCAGAAUCGGAGAAAAGAAACCAAGAAAUAUUAAAUAAAAUUUAUAAUCCAAUUAAUCCGUCACUAAAGAAUUUAUCUCUAUCAAAAAUACGUGCGGAUCAUUAUUCUGAUUUCAUUGACGACGAUCUAAAACUGUAUAUAGGUUCGGUCAAUUAUCCCGAGAUUCGUAUCGACUUGGAGUUGUUCAAUACGAUCAAGACAACAUUCGAGAAGAUUCUUUUGGAAUCCAUUGAGAAAGGCGUCAUGGGGAUCACCAAUUUACCAGUGUUCCACGAUGUAUAUCUUUUCGACGGUGUAAUAUUUGUGAUUUGCCAGAACAUGGCUUCGAGGCGGUGGAUAGAAAAUUCUCUGUCCUCAGUUAAUUCAAGAUUGGGAAUAAGUCUCAAGCAUACAGAGUAUAGAGGAGCGGUUGGUAUAAUUAGUAUGUCUUUACAAACCUCUAAAACACCUGAACGGGUGAUCGAAGCAUUGCAAAUAAGAAAUCCCAGGCUACGAACUAGAUUUUGGCGUGUAAUCAGCACUGUGCAGACGAAAAACAAUCUGAAUAUAGUGUUGCAAAUCGACAAGUUUUCCGCUCAAAUCAUAACUAGUAAAGAUUUCGUAAAUGUGGUCGGCAAGAAGUGUAAAGUUCACUUUAAAUUGGGUCAUUUAAUGCCUUUGCUCGAUAACAAGUCGAAACUGACUUGUUAUGAUAAUAAUUUCGAAAAAUUGACUACAAUAGAAGAGUACGCAAAUAUUGAAAACCUCGAAGCGACAACUAAUCAGACGAAAACAAAAAAAAAUAAGAAGAAAAGUAAAAAUAAAAAAGGACUUAAAAUUCCUAAUACGGAAGCCGAAUCUAAAAUCACUUUGGUAUCUGAAAGUUCAAAUGAUAAUUCUACAACAGACACGUCUAAAGGCAAUGAAAGUGUAAGACCCACUGACGACCAUCAAGACAAAGGAAUUAUUUGUAACAUAAAUAACAACAGUCUGGUACAUGCUAUAAUGAAUGUAACAAAAAAGAAUAAUGAUAAACAAAGUGAAGAUAAACGACAAACAAAGGAACCAAAUUCGAACUCUGACAGCUCAGAUGAUAUUUUUACAGCAGAUACUUCUAAUAAUAAUGAUGAAAUUGUUAAUGUAACCAGGACUGAGGCAAGCCUACAACAUGAUAAGUUGUUUAGUAACAUUAAUAACAUUCUAGAACAGGCUAUAAUCAAUGUAUCAAAACAGAAUAAUGAUGAACCAACGAAAGUUGAAAUAUUUGAUGAGAAAACAAAUGAAAAUAACGAUCAAAGUAAUAAUUCUAUAAAUUUGGAAACAAAUUCCAAGUCUGUUGACAAUCCUGCAACAGAAACAUUUAACUGUAUUCAGGAACUUAUUUGUGAAGAAAAUACAGAUGCUUCCGGCGUAAUUCGUAACUUCGAAGAACAACAAAACAAUAUAAGUGUAACAGAAAACAAUGAACAAACCGUAAUUGCAAUUCGUCUAGAUAAAGAAGAGUCGCUUAGAAACAGCAUUGAAAAUAAAUUGGAUGUUUUGGCUGGUGAUAAUGAAGCUGUUGUAAUGGAAACGGAAACUAUAGGUGUGCCUUUAAGCGAAGACGAUACAAACGCCAAAGAUGUAACCGACUCGACCGAAGCCAUACCAGAAAAUAAUAAUUGCGAAUCGAUUAAUGAAGACGUAAUGAUUGAAAAAGAAACUCCAGCAUCAGAUUUUAAUGAUAACAUACUAGAGACAAGCAAGACCCAAUCUCCUCACGUGUCAGAUCCCGAAUCUGAUUUGAAUACAAACGGGCUACAGAAGAUACUAUUGAGGAUACCUAUAGAAAUAUUGCCUGAGGAGGAAGACCUGAAUAUGGUGUUCGAAGUUUUGAAGAAUAAGAAUCCAGGUCUGAAUCCUGAAGUUUGGAAGAUGCACGCCAUCGGCUCGUACGAUAAAGGUAAAUUCGUAUUGCACGUCGAUGACGAAUCUAUGAAUGUCAUUAAAGGCGCUGCCUUUAAUAAUUACGUUGGCGGUAGGCGGAUUUUUUUCUUUUAUUAA
Messenger RNA from Bombyx mandarina (wild silkworm), 4859 nucleotides. RefSeq lists its product as uncharacterized. The record is from RefSeq and is a predicted model, not a curated record. Lineage: Eukaryota; Metazoa; Arthropoda; Insecta; Lepidoptera; Bombycidae.